CUUAAACUGUUGACUGCUCCAUACUUCGGAGAACCGCGAAGGAAGGAAAAUGUGGCAAUGAUAUCUUAAUGCUUUUAAAUAUUGCCCUGGCUUUGCGCGCAUUUUAUUAAGAGACAGUCACCCUGUGUUAUGAGAAAUCAGGACAACAUUUCAAGCCCUGCCGAAACUAUCACCCAGAACACAUCUGAUGUAGGAUUAGACCAGGAACAAGGUUUACGUGGAUCCAGAAUCAACUCCUCAGACGUGGGGCAGGCAUCAGCCAGGCUUGGCCGGGGUGUUCAAGGUCCCCAUACGGCCUCCUCCCAAGUAAAUGAGAAACAAGAAAUCCCUGAGGUACCAGUAGAAGCAAGCACUGAAAACUCAAAUGAUUCUGUAGAUCUACCUGAUCUGUUGUCAAAAUCACAGACCGGGGCUGAUGAAUCAGUGAUCAGUGCUGUGAGAGAUGUUGAGCUAGAGGCAGGUGGAGAACGUGUUGUUGCAAGCCAAAGCUCAGAGGCUGUUCCAACUCAAAAAAAGAAAAGAAAAAAUAAGAGAAACAAACAGAGAGCAAACAGACGCCUCAAAGGGAAAAAAGAGGCAGCGACUAGUUCAGUUAUCAGUGCUGUGAGAGAUGAUGAGCUAGAGGAGGGUGGAGAACUUGCUGUUGCAAGCCAAAGCUCAGAGGCUGUUCAAACUCGAAAACGUAAAAGUGAAGAUAAGAGAGGAAACAAAGGCCUCAAAUGGAACACAGAGGCAGCGACUAGUUCAGGUCCGAGAACAAAAAGGCCACGACGUGCCUCGGCCACCAUCACUGCCCCCACUGACAAUAUGGAUGAACCCAUUUUUGUUGAAGACCAGCCAUCUAUCAUUGAUGUGGAGAACCAUGAUGGCUGUAUAGACUUGACGUCCAACCCAGAUGACGAGUAUGUAGACCUGACAUCAAGCCAACAAUCAACAGCCUUCGAUGGUCAAGGAGCCAACGACGCUUCUCUUGUGCUUGUUGGAUCUUCGGAGGCUCCACUGCCGUCCCACAGACGAGGACGGGGAACAAUCCCAGCCAUUGACCUAUCAGACGAGGACGAUGAUGAGCUUCCCAAUGUGAUACCCUACAAUCCCCCACCCACUACACCUUCACCUACACAAACUGGUGCAAGGACUGUCAUGUCCCCUGAGGCUGUCAAGAUAUCUUGCCCCAUCUGUCUGGAUGAUGAUAAGGCUAUCAAACAAGGGAAGAAGCAGUUCAUGUCCACUGCCUGCGGUCAUAUCUUCUGCAGGCCUUGUCUCGAGGAGGCAGUCAACAAUUUCCAUCAGUGUCCACUCUGCCGUAAAAAGACAUCGCGGAAAAACAUAUUUGUCCUCCAUAUUUAGUGUUCCUUGACUUGUUAUGUCAUAGCCCAAUAUGACAAUGUGAGGUUAUAGCAAAGUAUGACUUUGCGAUGUCAAAAUGUAAAUAACAUUUUAAAGGUCAUACUUGUAGUAUAAGGUGACCUUGUGAUGUCAUAGUGAAAUAUGACUUUGUGAUGUCAUAGUGAAAUAUGACUUUGUGACUUGUAUUUAGAAAUGCAAUACAUUUAUAUAGUGUCUUUCAUUGACUUUACAGAGUGAAUGUGCUUAAUUGAAUAUACAUGUAUAUGUGGUUUACCUGGGACUUAUAGUUAAUUAAGAGUUGUGGGAAAUAACUGUUUAUAUUGGUAUUGUGAAUGUUAAUUAAGGUAUAAUUUAUCCAAUGUGAUAUUUGUUAUGUUCAGGUUCUUGUUGGUAGGCUGCUGGAGUUGUUUCAUGGUUAUCUUCAUCCAAUUCAGUUUAUAUUGUUAUCAGUUUAAUUUGGCUGUUGGCUAAGAAUUUUUGACUAUUUUGUCAUUAUAAAAGCAAUACCAAUUAAAAUCAAAUUAUCAUUAUUGAAAUUACGGUAUUUUUUCCCUCUAAUUUCUAUUGUUUUUACAGUUUGAUUCAAGUUCCCUUGUUCAGUUGGAUUUCUAUAUCUGAUUAUUAAUUAUACAGUAGAUGAUUUUUGUGAUAACUGAAUGCAAAUGAUGUGUUGUGUUGUACAAUGUACUUUAUUUCCAUAUGAUGAGUGGGUAUCUUUAAUAAUGAUUUUAUCUUCUGGUCGUAUGUAAAACAUUUAACUGUUUUGUUCUGUUGCAUUUAGUUUGAAUAUUGUGCGCAUGUGUGUGUGUGUGUCGCUGUAUGUAUGUGUGCUACAUGUACAUCUGCUUGUGUAUAUGUGUGUUUAAUUUAAGUUUUGCAAGAUAUACACAUGUAUUGAGGAAAUACCUUUAUAUGUUUUAUGUACAUAACAUGUAUAAAGUGGAGAUAAUAUGUAUAAAAUAGGAUCUUUUUUUAUUGUUGGAUUUUUUUUUAUCAAAUGUUGAUUAAACAAUCAGAAGUACA
Messenger RNA from Mya arenaria, 2370 nucleotides. RefSeq lists its product as uncharacterized. The record is from RefSeq and is a predicted model, not a curated record. The transcript is spliced from 8 exons. The coding region runs from base 130 to 1347 and encodes 405 amino acids. Lineage: Eukaryota; Metazoa; Mollusca; Bivalvia; Myida; Myidae. Gene Ontology annotation, molecular function: metal ion binding.